AAUCCCAAACACGGAGAUUAUCAGUGCAACGCCGCCAUGCCCGUAUUCGCGGCACUCAAAAAAGAUUCCAGCAUGCCCGACAAUAUUCGCUCCCCACCGGAUGUGGCCCGGGCCCUCAUGGCCGCGAUUGGCGACACCCAUCCCGUCAUUAUGGAACUCAGUAUGAACGGACCCGGCUUUGUACUCUGCCGCAUUCGUCCAAGCUUUUUGGAAACCCACGUGGACCGGUUCUUGCAAACCGGAAUUUUGCCGAAACCGCUCAUUCCCAAGCAAACCUGUGUGGUGGACUUUUCGUCCCCCAAUAUUGCCAAGGAAAUGCACGUGGGCCACUUGCGGUCGACUAUUAUCGGGGAAGCCGUCUGCCGGAUUCUGGAAUUUGUCGGACACGACGUCCACCGGAUCAAUCACGUUGGCGACUGGGGAACACAGUUUGGCAUGCUCAUUCAGUAUUUGAAGGAGGAAUACCCGGAAGUCGCCAACCACAACAGCGAUGUGGACGAUCAAGCGGCCUUGCCCAACAUUACCGAUUUGACCCAGUUUUACAAAUCCGCCAAGGCGCGCUUUGACGAGUCGGCCGACUUUAAAAAAACGUCCCAGACCAACGUGGUAGCCUUGCAAUCAGGUGAUCCCGAAUGCUUGCGCAUUUGGAAACUGCUCUGCGACGUGUCCCGCCAAGAAUUCGAAAAGGUGUACCAACGACUCGACGUCACAACGCACGAAUUUGGCGAGAGCUUUUACAACGCCAAGAUCCCACCCGUGAUUGCCGAAUUCGAAGCGGCCGGGAAAAUAUCGGUCGAAGAAGGUGGCGCCAAGUGCGUCUUUGUCGACAAGUUCAAAGUACCUCUCAUGCUGCAAAAGUCGGAUGGGGGAUACGGGUACGAUUCCACGGACAUGGCGGCAUUGAAGUAUCGUUUGCAGGAAUUAAAGGCGGAUCGAAUUAUUGUCAUUACGGAUUUCUCGCAAGGCGAUCACUUCAAAAUGGUGUACGCUGCUGGACGCGACAUUGGUUGGCUCGAUCGCAAUCAGCAGCUUGAGCAUAUUGGAUUCGGUACCGUCCAGGGUGAAGACGGAAAACGGUUCAAAACUCGAUCGGGCGAUACCGUCAGACUGGUGGACUUGUUGGACGAAGCGGUGGAACGGAUGGAAGGUUCAUUGAGAGAGCGUAUCGAAAGCGACAAAUCGAACAUUGCGCUCGACGAAGUGCACGAUAUUGCCGAAGCAAUUGGAUACGGCGCCGUCAAGUACUACGAUUUGCGUCGCAACCCGACCACGAAUUACAAAUUCUCGUACGACCAAAUGCUCGACACCAAGGGCGAUACCGGUGUGUACCUUUUGUACGCCCGGGUGCGUUUAGAGAGUAUUGUGGCCAAGGCAAAGCAAGACUAUAGUAUCGACGUGGAGGAACUCAUUCAAAAUGGUGAAAAGGUUCGACUGACGCAUCCAUCCGAGCGAAAUUUGGUCUUUCAACUCCAACAGUUUCCCGAUGUCAUUGAACAGACGCUGGAAGAUUUGUUUCCUUAUCACGUUUGUGAGUACGUCUACAAGCUUGCCGUGGCUACGUCCGAUUUUAUCAAGAAUUGUAUGGUUUUGGGAAGCGACGAAAUGAAGACCCGUUUGUUGCUAUGCCACGCUACGUCCUUGGCCAUGCAUCAGUGUUUCGACUUGUUGGGUAUUCGUCACGUUAAGCGUAUUUAA
Messenger RNA from Phaeodactylum tricornutum CCAP 1055/1, 1695 nucleotides. RefSeq lists its product with no specific name. Gene Ontology annotation, biological process: arginyl-tRNA aminoacylation. Lineage: Eukaryota; Bacillariophyta; Bacillariophyceae; Surirellales; Neidiaceae. Gene Ontology annotation, molecular function: arginine-tRNA ligase activity; ATP binding. The transcript has a single exon. The annotation marks the transcript as partial. Gene Ontology annotation, cellular component: cytoplasm. The record is from RefSeq and is a predicted model, not a curated record.